Molecule: messenger RNA, 2049 nt
Organism: Rhagoletis zephyria (snowberry fruit fly)
Lineage: Eukaryota; Metazoa; Arthropoda; Insecta; Diptera; Tephritidae
Product: probable ubiquitin carboxyl-terminal hydrolase FAF
Source: RefSeq, a predicted model, not a curated record
UUACUCUUCAUCAAAUUUUGCUAAUUAUCUUUUCUUUGUAAAUGUUUAUUUUAAAGAACACCAGAAAAGUUAAUAUCAUCGUUCCCAACGUUGAAAUUGCGUUCCCUAACGCAGAAGAUCUCGAAUCCACGCUGGGUGGUACCAGUGUUGCCUGAACAGGAGUUGGAAGUGUUGCUAAAUGCAGCUAUUGCACUAACUGCAGCAGGUGUCGAUCAUGAUUGUGAACCAUGCGUAGAAUUUUAUCGCAACGCUCUAACCACGUCGUUUUCGAAGAUCCUCACCGACGAGGCAGUGAAUUCGUGGAAAUAUAAUAUCCAUCAUUGCAUUUUAUUGUCUUGCGGCAAAUUAUUGCAUUUAAUUGCCAUACAUAUGUCGCGCGAUAAUCCUUAUCUGUUGGAUUUGCUGGCCAUGGUAUUUGAUCCGGAAAAUAAGUUCAACACAUUUAAUGCUGCCCGCCAACCGGCUUGUUUUGCACCUCCGGAAUCGCUCUGGGGUGUCUUGGACGGCAACAAGAUGUUUGCUAAACCCCCGCCAGAGCCUAAAAAUCCUCGAGGCUGGCUAGUUGAUUUGAUCAAUCGUUUCGGUCAGUUGAGUGGUUUUGACAAUCUAUUGGAGCGGUUUAAUUGCGGUUUGCAAUUGCUAAAAAAGAACCAAGAGAAUAGCGGCGUCGAGUCGUCGGGUUCUGGCUUAGAUUUGAGAAGCAAGACAAGCAAGUCAUCUCAAGUGUCCGACGAUAAUCAGGAUAACAAAUUAACAUUAGCGCUGAUCUUCAGUUUACUGCGACCAUUCGGCCAAUGUUAUGAGCUGUUGACACCUGCUACCAUCGCUAAGUACUUCAUGCCGAUUUGGAAUGUUGUAUUGGAUUUGUUGGAUAGUUUCUCCGAUGAUGAAUUGAAGCGUGAAGCGAAACCGGAGGGCCGCAACGACUACAUUAACGGCAUUGUAAAGUCGGCACGUUUAUUGGCGAGUCGUUUGCCCGGGCAAGAGGAUUUGAUUCGCGAUCUGGAAAUGUUUCGACUAAAAAUGAUAUUGCGUUUGCUGCAAGUUUCAAGCUUCAACGGAAAAAUGAACGCACUGAAUGAAAUCAAUAAGGUGCUUAGCUCUGUGUCGUAUUAUUCGCAUCGUACGCAGCAAUUGCAACAUUGCUUGCCGGAUGAUGAAAUGGACUGGUUGACGGCAGAACGAAUGGCGAAUUGGAUCAAAGACUCUGAUGUGUUGGGAAUCGUUCUCAAAGACUCAUUGCAUCAGCCCCAAUAUGUGGAAAAGCUUGAAAAGAUCAUACGCUUUUUGAUCAAAGAACAUGCCUUGACUCUGGAGGAUUUGGAUGCCGUAUGGCGUGCACAGGCUGGCAAGCAUGAGGCGAUUGUGAAGAAUGUCCAUGAUCUUUUGGCAAAAUUGGCUUGGGAUUUUACCCCCGAACAGCUGGAUCACCUCUUCGAAUCGUUUCAGGCCAGCAUGACAACCGCCAAUAAGCGGCAGCGCGAACGCCUGCUAGAACUGAUACGACGGCUCGCUGAGGACGAUAAAAACGGUGUAAUGGCACAAAAAGUUUUGAAACUUUUCUGGACGCUCGCACACAGCCAAGAAAUACCGCCAGAAGUAUUAGAUCAAGCCUUAGCGGCCCAUGUAAAGAUCUUGGACUACAGUUGCUCGCAGGAACGUGAUGCACAAAAGAUUGUGUGGUUGGAUAAAUGCGUACAGGAGUUGAAAACUGGCGACAAUUGGGUGCUGCCAGCCUUGCGGUUGAUACGUGAAAUCUGUUGUCUUUAUGAUUCGUCGCCCAGUCAUGCGCCGCGCACGCAACAAACACUUAAUCGUCAACAAGUGAUUGAAAGAUUGCAAAAUGACUACACUUUGGUUAUACUUGUAACGAAUAGCUUAACCACCUACAUGGAUAAAAUUCGUACGAUGAUUGCUGAGAUGCCGAACGUCGAACCGAAUGCAUUAUGCAUCGAUGGACGUUAUCCACACAAUAUGCAAAUACAAGAGCGAUUGGAUUUUCUCAAAUUCCUGCUGAAGGAUGGCCAAUUGUGGUUGUGUGCCGAACAA